UCCAUGGAUCAAUCGACUGUAUAUAAUAACUUGAUGUUUGUGUAAUCUUCUAAUAAGAUAUUACUGCUAUGUCUAGGUACUUAAUAGCCUCUAAUUCACCUUUAUCUUCACUUUAUGCUGAUCUAGUUGUUGAAACCCCGAGGAUAAGGGAAUAAUGCAGUCAUCCUCAUCGCAUGGCUCCGGCUCCCGAUCCUCUAGAUCUACCGGCGAAGAGCCUAAGCGCCGCAAGCGAUACUCGCUCCGGAUCGAAUUUCUCGAUGACGACGAUGACAUCGAAUUUGAAAGAAGCCGCGAAGCCGCACGGCAGCAGAGAAGAUCCGAGCAGGGCUUCGCAUCCUCUCCAAGGGCCUCCAACGGGCGGCCGGAAAACCCACGGGAGACCAGUCAACGAUCUAGACAAGCGUCGGUAAGUUCGACUGCCGCGGCCAUCGGAACUGGAAACCGCAGAGUAUCGGCGCCAAUGUCAGCACGACCACCAUCGGCGCGGGGCCGGUACGAAGGAACCAGAUCCCACGCCAGCCAUACCGGCCAGCGAGAAGAGAACCCCACACCCACCGUAGAGCAGCUAACCCAAGACUUCGACCGCCACAUGACCGUCCAAGACCGCAGCGACAGUGACCUGCCCUCGCGCUUCCAACGACAAAUGUCACUCCGUCACUCACCACCUCCCCCCAAUCCACACCGGGACAGAAAGCCCUCCCGCAAGCACGCAUACACGCAAACCGAUCUCCGCGGGCUAGGGUGGUCAACACUAAACCUUUCCCACCGACCCGCAACCCCGAUCCCCGCAUUCCUGCACGCGCACUCCAGCCCCACCACCCACGAUCACCGCACCAUCGAGGCCGUCUACCGGGAAGGAUUCGAAGCAGGCCAGCGAUCAGCCGCCUCUCCGCUCAUCCCCGCAAGAGCGCCGUGGCCUGAUAUCCGGGCGCCGCGACCAGUGACCCAGCAGCCUACGCCGGAAAGAACAAUGUCAUCGUCGGUACCGCCGCCGUCGGCGGGAAAUCGAUCGAGUGCGAGUCGGUCUAGGGCGCAGAGUCGCGAGAGGCGGGAGCAGCCGUGUCAUCUGAAGCGGUUGAUUCGUGGGUGGCGGGAGCCAUAGCCCCCCGCCCCCGCUGUGGCGGUGGGUUGGGAGGGCUAUGGUGGGGAGGGGUACCUAGGGAGUCAUAUCGGGAGAGGGGAGAGGGCGAGGGAAAAAGGAUGGGGGUAUGAAUUUGUAAAGCUUGUAAAACUAAAUACCUAGCAGUUAUUAGAUAGGUAAGUUUUUGAAUUGUUAGUAGUUAGUAAAAAUACCUAGGAGGUGUGAUUUUGAAAGAAAACGCCUUAGGUUAGGUAGAUGUUAGGUAUUCGAUUAGCAUCGCCCCACUC
Messenger RNA from Annulohypoxylon maeteangense, 1368 nucleotides. RefSeq lists its product as uncharacterized. Lineage: Eukaryota; Fungi; Ascomycota; Sordariomycetes; Xylariales; Hypoxylaceae. Bases 155 to 1102 code for a protein of 315 amino acids. The record is from RefSeq and is a predicted model, not a curated record. The transcript has a single exon.